ACAAAAGAAAAUUAUGUUUUAACUAUUUCUUAUAGGAAGAAUUUUAAAAACGAAUUCCGUGAUCUCUCCUUCACAUUCAUCCUUCCCCCUAAUUAUAAGUAUCAGACUCCUCACUCCUAAGAAAAAAUCUGCCGCCUGCCCGCCCACCGGAAUUCUGCCGCAAUAGAGAGGCCUGCCGGCUGCUACAGCUGCGCUGCUGGCUGCUGCUUGGAAACGCCGGAGCUCGGAAGUCGUAGCUUCCGCUGCCGGUCGCCGGAUUGCGUCAGAGUACCCCCGAUUUGAGAAUUCUGGAUACGCCACUGAUCCUUCGAGUUAUAUCACUUCCAUAUCUGCUGCUCUUGUUCAUUUCUUUGCAAAGUCUCAUGGUUAGUGCAGGAAUUGUGAGUCAUAAUGGAUAAAUACAAAGAGGAAAAGGUGAAGAAAUUCGAGGAAUUUGUCGAUCGUCGCUUGAAACCUGAUCUUGUUAAGGCCAUUGCUGAAAGGGACAAGGUUUUUGAACAACAGAAGACAUUCUCUGAUUUGAAGAUGAACAUACAGAAUUUGGAAAAGAAUAGUGUAAGCAGCCUCAAGACGUUAGUCAAUCUUGGUUCUGAAGUGUACAUGCAAGCGGAAGUCCCUGACACACGUCACAUAUGUGUAGAUGUUGGAUUGGGUUUUCAUGUUGAAUUCACCUGGUCUGAAGCUUUACUUUUUAUCUCAGCAAGGGAGGAACGACUGACCAAGCAAGUAGAGGAGUACACUCGUCUGAUUGCAUCGAUUAAAGCACAGAUUAAGCUGGUUUGUGAAGGGAUACGAGAGUUGCUUCAGAUUCCAGUGAAAUGAUGACUCUUUUCUGGAGGAUUUUGCCUUGAAUAUAGGAAUUGUCUGCUGAUAAGAGUUGGCAUUAGUUAGAGGAGCUGAUAUCAAAGUCCUACAGUGAAUAGAAAUGUAAAGAUGAGAGCACAAGUAGUAGACUGAGGGCUCGUUUGGUUGAAAUUGGAAAGUAUAACUUCCCAUGAAUUUGCAUUGUUCAUGAAUUUUUAUUUCCUAAGAAGUACAUUUUUUUGUUUGGUUGAACAUGGGAAAUUAUAUUUUUCAUGGGAAGUUUCACUAACCUAGGGGGGCCUAGGUAAGUUAUUUCCUCCAUUUUGUAGGAAAUAGAAUUUCCUAGGAAGUUCUACUUCCCAUGUUUUUGCCAACCAAACAACAACACAUAUAUUUACUUUCUAGAAAUUCUAA
Messenger RNA from Beta vulgaris subsp. vulgaris (sugar beet), 1218 nucleotides. RefSeq lists its product as uncharacterized. Gene Ontology annotation, molecular function: transcription coregulator activity. The transcript is spliced from 8 exons. The record is from RefSeq and is a predicted model, not a curated record. Bases 391 to 822 code for a protein of 143 amino acids. Gene Ontology annotation, biological process: positive regulation of transcription by RNA polymerase II. Gene Ontology annotation, cellular component: chromatin; mediator complex. NCBI's taxonomy places the organism in Eukaryota, Viridiplantae, Streptophyta, Magnoliopsida, Caryophyllales, Amaranthaceae.